Penicillium oxalicum is the source of this 432-nucleotide messenger RNA. RefSeq lists its product as uncharacterized. The record is from RefSeq and is a predicted model, not a curated record. Bases 1 to 432 code for a protein of 143 amino acids. Lineage: Eukaryota; Fungi; Ascomycota; Eurotiomycetes; Eurotiales; Aspergillaceae. The transcript has 2 exons.
AUGACUGUGGUAACUUUUGACUACGUCGUUACUGCAGGACAUGGCCCCGAGAGCUCGAACUGUGACGAGAUGGACGACACACCGAAUUCGACAAAAUCCCAGGCGGCCGAGAUUGUGGGCGCAGGCACGGUUCUCAGCGGGAAUAUCUCGGGUCCCGCUCUAUCUGGGUGUCCUACGAUGAUGGCGAUCGUCCUUGUUUCACAUUCAGACGCUAGCCGUCUUGGUGCGCAGUGCUCCUGGUCUGUCCGUCCAGCUCGUCGGUCGUGGGGCAUGCCAGCUAAAGGGGACUACCGUGGUUCGGCUGUGAAGACCACACUCCCGUGGACGUCGACGGAAGACCGAGCGUCGGUGACCUGGAUAUUAACAGAGGUGACCAGUCGUUCGAUCAGGUCAUUUGAGUCCUCGGCUAUGUCACUCAAUAAUAUUGCGUGA